Messenger RNA from Plasmodium gallinaceum, 1590 nucleotides. It is a transcript of the gene SRPR-alpha, whose product is annotated as signal recognition particle receptor alpha subunit, putative. Gene Ontology annotation, biological process: SRP-dependent cotranslational protein targeting to membrane. Gene Ontology annotation, cellular component: endoplasmic reticulum membrane; signal recognition particle receptor complex. The record is from RefSeq and is a predicted model, not a curated record. NCBI's taxonomy places the organism in Eukaryota, Apicomplexa, Aconoidasida, Haemosporida, Plasmodiidae. The transcript has a single exon. Bases 1 to 1590 code for a protein of 529 amino acids. Gene Ontology annotation, molecular function: GTPase activity; ATP hydrolysis activity; GTP binding.
AUGAUAGAUGUAAUUAAUAUAUUUAGUAAAGGUGGAGUUUUGUUAUGGUCGUAUAAUUUUUAUGAUAUUGGAGAUACAACGAUGAGAAUGAUUGUUAAAAAUAUUUUAAUAGAAGAGAAAUAUGAUGAAUUUUGUAAAAAAUUUAAUAAUUUUCAUGUAAAGUGGAAAUUAAUAAAUGAUUUAGAUAUAGUUAUACUUAUUGUAUAUCAAGGAAUUCAAAAUACAUCUUACUUAGAUAAUUUAUUUUUAAAAAUAAAAAAAUCUUUUAUAAAAUUAUUUCCUAAUAAUAUAGAUGUAUUUGAAAUUGAUAUUCCAAUAAAUUUUGAUAAGCAAUUUUUAAAGAUUUUAGAUGAAAAUGAGAAUAUUUUUGAAAAGAAAAGUAAUAAUGACAACAAGAAAAAAGAAAAAAAUAAUAAAUUUAAAAAUGAAGAAGAAAAAUUGAAUGAUAAUGAUGAAAACCUUUCGAAUAAUAAAAAAAAAGGUAAAAUAAAAAAAACUGCAAGAGAAUGGGAAAUGAGCCAAAAAGUUACUAAAAAAGAUUUGGAAAAAUUAGAUUAUUCAAAAAAUCAAAAUAAAAAUAAUUAUAACGAAAUAGAAAAAUAUGAAGGGGAAAUAGAUGAUUCAAGUGAUGACAAUAAUGAUAACAGUAAUACUUUUUUAACGAAGUUAAAUGAUACAUUUUUAAAAUUUUUUUCUUAUAACAAUAAAAUUGAAGAAGAGGAUAUUGAAAAUAUCCUACAAGAAAUAAAAAAUAAGUUACUUUCAAAAAAUGUUGCAGUAGAUAUAUGUGAUACAUUAAUGGAUAGAAUGAAAGAAAACUUAAUAGGAAAAAGAAAGACUAUUUUUGCGAGGAAUAUUAAAAAUGUUGUUUCUAAUGUUUUAACUGAAACAUUACAAACUAUAUUAAUACCAAAAGAUUCAGUAGAUGUGUUACGUUCAGCUUUGGAGGCCAAAUCUUUGGGAAAAUUAUAUUCAAUAGUGUUUUUAGGUGUAAACGGUGUUGGUAAAUCAACUAAUUUAGCAAAAGUAUGUUAUUAUUUAAAAAAUAAAGGAAAUCUAAAAAUUAUGAUAGCUGCAUGUGAUACUUUCAGAGCUGGAGCAGUUGAACAAUUAAGAACUCAUGCAAAUUGCUUGGAUGUAUUUUUAUAUGAAAAGGGAUAUGGAAAAGAUGCUUCUAAUAUUGCAAAAGAUGCUAUUUUAUAUGCAAAAAAAGAAAACUAUGAUGUUAUUCUAAUUGAUACAGCAGGAAGAAUGCAAGAUAAUGAACCAUUGAUGAGGUCUUUAGGAAAAUUAAUUUUAAAUAAUAAUCCAGAUUUAAUUUUAUUUGUAGGAGAAGCUUUGGUAGGAAAUGAUGCAAUAGAUCAAUUAAAAAAAUUUAAUCAAGCCUUAGCUGAGGCAACAUGUAAUUCAAAUAAAAGAACAAUUGAUGGAAUACUUUUAACAAAAUUUGACACUGUUGAUGAUAAAGUUGGAACUGCUUUAUCUAUGGUUUAUUUAACAGGAAAACCAAUUGUUUUUGUUGGAGUAGGACAAAAGUACACACAUCUCAAAAAAUUUAAUGUAAAUAUGGUCGUUAAGGCACUAAGUUAA